AUGGCUGAGACCCCAGAGAUGACUGCGGCGCUAGCAGUUUCUGGUCCUGCUCCUGGGACACCUGUGCCAGAUGACCCAAUGGGUGGGGUGGCCCAAACUUUGCUGGAAGACUGUAUUUGUCAGACGCGGGAUUCUGGAGGCCCCGCCAAAUACUUGCAGUACAAUGUUGUCCAGGAGGAGUUUCUUGCAUGGCUGCGCAAGUCAUUCCCAGAGCUCGAGGACACCUUCUACACCAACACGUUGCCACUCCAGGCAGUGACAUUUCAAGAGAUGGGGCAAUGUCUACCUUUGGUUGUCCAUGUCUCAACUUUGGGCUAUGCUCCUGAGUGCUCGCUGAAGCCACCCCCAGGCAUUGAUCUGGUUUCCAAGCUCAUCGAGUUGAUUCUAGUCAGUGGUUUUCAAACUUCUUCCGAGCCACUGUUGGUUUUGGAGCCAGACAGCAUUUCCACUGACGACCUACCAGCAUUUAGCUUGAGGUUUUUGAAAGGCGUGACACGGUGCACAGCUUUGCUGAUGGCGCUUCAUCGCUGCAUGAAGCUCAACCUUGACCCUCAGACAGAUCUCCCAGAAUUGUGGCGUUCACUCUUGCAGGUUCAUGUGCACCACAUCAAGCUGAAGAGCAAAGUGGACGAGGCACUUCAGAACAUGAAAAUUUCACGCCAAAGCAGUGUCAGGAAGGCCACCAACACGAUUCAAAUGGUCUUCAUGGUCAAGAAGCUGGUGGGCUUUGGCUUGACUGAUCAUGGCUCAUUCACCAAACGCUGGAACAGCAUGACAUCACGGCAGUUUCAAAUUGUUGGGAAGCGGGCUGUAUCCAUGAAGCUUCUUUUUGAAGAGACUCCGCAGGCUGUCCUGGACAGUAUCCUGGAACACGUCAAUGACCUUCAGUGGGAGCAUUGUGUUUGGUCAGAUGAUAACCUCAGCACCAAGAAGCUGUAUCCCAAAUGGCAGCGCACAAGCAAAUCCAAGGCAUGGCUUCCAAGAGUGAAGACAACAAGGGAGUCCAUGGAUAUUGCAGCGCGAUAUUUGCAGGGUCAACACAUGAAGCGUGUUUCUUCUGGCAGUGCUGGUGUGAAGAAACCCGAUUUGCAGUAUGUGGAAGAAGUGUCCCUCAAAGCUGCUGCAUUGUGGAACAUUGGACAAGAACUUUUGAAGUUGGUCCCUGUGAAGCAUGAGAAGUUUUGCGAAGUGUGGAUUGAGGCUUGGAUCUCUGGUUCCUCUGAGGUGGAUGUUGAGCUGGAUGCUGUCCUCGUGGACCGUUCAGAGUCGUUUGACCCUCGCAAGGACAUAGGCAUCUUCAAGAAGUUGGUGGACGAACAGGUGUUUUCGAGGCCAGUGGCUGCAGCGCCUCACGAGGAGAACUCACUGACUGUUGAUAAAUUCAACCUGCUGAUCAAGCAGAUUGAGUAUGAUGUCCAGGUGUAUGAGACAUGGACCAAGAAAUGCAGCUCAGUGUAUGCUGCGCGGGAUCAUGCAAUGCAGCAGUGGAAGUUGGAACGCCACAGGCGAUGCACAUCUGGCGCACAGCUGUUCCUGGACUCAUGCGCUCGACUCAGUGUUUGGGAGAAGUCCAAGCCCGAGACUGCCGAGUGCAUGAACAUGAAGCGUGACCACAUCUUGCCAAAGCUUGGGUCCAACAGCAGCAGCGAGAUCCCCCAAGUCAUUUGGAUGAACGCCGCCGCACCAUCGUUGAUUCCUGCUGAUCACCAACUUCAAGCUUCCAAGGUCAUGACAUGGGCGCUGAGUGACCAGAUGCAAUCAAUUGGGCUUUGCUUGAUGCCUUCCUGGACCUAUACCAAAGGCCGACUUCACUUGGAAGAGAAAGCCAUCCUGGAGCGUUUGGCCCAUGGGAACCACAACCUGGACUGGACUUUUUCUGUGGUUUUUGGGUCCAAGUGCGACCAAAGGGACAUGAGGCCAAUGGUCUAUGCAGGCAGGUUCUGCUUCGCAUCGCCGCUUGAACUCACUCAGAAUGUCUUCUGGUCAAGCGAGCUUCGCAAGAAGCAAAGGACCGAUGAAGUCCAGCAACUCCACUCUCGUGACAUGCGUGAGAUUGAGAACCUGGAUGAAGAAGCUCUGCCUACAAGCACAGACUCAAGAGAAAACAUCCGAGGUGCAGCCAAGUUUGCGCAGAUUGGGGCAUCUGCUUGUGAGGCUGUCUUGAACGGUGUCUUGACAGGCGCUCAGUAUGAAACCAUCGGAACUGGUUUGCUGCUGAUUGACCUGCAUGUGUUGACAGGUGACAUGUUGGAAGCCUUCAUUGCAGUUCGGAAGAACUACCCUCACACCUUUUGCAUCGGGUUUUGCGAGGACCAGAACCAGGUCUCAUUCAUUGAGCACAUCAUGAAAGAGCGCUUGGUUGAGGCUUUCAUCAACGGUGCACCUAUGCCCAACGGUGAGAAGGUCGAAACUAAGAUGACAGAGGACCUCAUUGACCCUUUGCCUGAGGUUGUCAAUGACCAGAAACUGUUCACGCCAGCUUUCCUGGUGCGUGAAUGGACUGGCCAUGAGUUGUGCGGUAAGCAAUUUGAAAGCUUCUUGUCAGAGUUCACGCAAAGGUAUGGUGUCAUUGAUCCAGGGCAAAAAAUUGAGAAUGAGGCUGCAGAGGAGGCCGGGAAAGAUGGAAAAAGGAAAGGUGGUGAAGAGGAGCCUGGCCCGAGUCCAAAGAAGCUGAAGUUCACCAUCGAUUCCAACCUGGUUGUGGCCAAUGACAGCAUUGCUUCGGUUCUCUUGCACGAGUGCAGGGUCGGUGGAAAAGAUGCUCCAACCAUUCAGCUCCGCACACCAAAUGAAAUGUUUUUGGUGAACAAGGGCGAGAAAGACUGGUCGGGCUCUGAUGUCUUCGCGGCCGGAUUCGGAAAAGGCAGCUUCAAGUUGAUCAAAGACCAAGACAUGCCUGCAGGGGCAGUGGAGUUCAAGAUGGAGACCACAGACACAUUGGUGCAUUACAAUGGCUCUUUGACCACGCUUGACAAGGUGAUCGCUGAAGCCAGGCAGAAAAAGCCUGACACGAAGGUGUGCUACCACAAGAUGGACGGUGCUUCUUUGAGCCAAACCCACCGAGUGGUGUUUGCGCCGCGGGCAGAGGAGCGUUCUGGCGAGGUUACUUUGAACAAUUUUGCAGUCCGCCAAAAUGUUUCUACACGGAUGGCAUCCCCUUGCUUGGCAGUGGUCUGGUAUGUCAAGAACAUGGCCAAAGGCAUUUGUCCAGUCAAGCCCGCAGUUCACUUGAAGGGGUCAGUCACUUUGCCAUGUGGCAAGGCUUUGAAGUGUCACACCUAG
Durusdinium trenchii is the source of this 3282-nucleotide messenger RNA. NCBI's taxonomy places the organism in Eukaryota, Dinophyceae, Suessiales, Symbiodiniaceae. The record is from the annotation of a GenBank genome assembly.